Zasmidium cellare ATCC 36951 is the source of this 2175-nucleotide messenger RNA. RefSeq lists its product as uncharacterized. Bases 1 to 2175 code for a protein of 724 amino acids. The transcript is spliced from 2 exons. The record is from RefSeq and is a predicted model, not a curated record. Lineage: Eukaryota; Fungi; Ascomycota; Dothideomycetes; Mycosphaerellales; Mycosphaerellaceae.
AUGCGUACAGUCUCUCCUACCUUGACUGCGCUUGCGCUGCUCUACGCCCGCAAUGUCGGUGCCUUCUGGCGUAUGAAUUGCGGUAUCAUCCAAAGAGGACGGAUCGACCCUUUGGUCAGCCCUGGAGCCAUUGCAGCACAUGUACAUACCAUUGUGGGAGGUUCAAACAUCGGCAUCAACGCCACGUACGAGACCCUUUUCGCUUCAGAAUGCACAUCGUGCGAGAUCCGAGACGACAAAUCAGCCUACUGGACCCCCGAACUCUACUACCAGUAUCCUAACGGAUCGUUCUUUGAAGUUCCACACUACGGUGCUGUGGCUUAUUAUUUGGGUCGCGGUCCCAAUGUCGCAGAAACCGUACCUUUCCCGCCGAACCUCAAUAUCCUUUCCGGGUCCGCCGCCGCUCGUAGCUACGAUUCCCAGACUUACACAUGGGGCAAUGCAGACUAUCCAGGCCGUCCAGUGGCAGAUAGAGUGAGCUUCAACUGCCUACACGCAGGUGGACCACUACCCGAGCAGCCAUACAUGUUCCGGACAGACUGCGCGUAUGGGCUCAGAGCGCAGAUCCAUUUCCAAAGCUGCUGGAAUGGCAGGGACCUGUACAAGGCAGACAACAGUCACGUUGCGUAUCAGUCUGCAAUUGACAAUGGCAUUUGUCCACCGACACACCCUGUCCAAAUACCACAUCUCUUCCUGGAGACCCUUUACGCCGUGGCGGACGUCCCGGACCAGAGCGAGGAUGGUCAAUUCGUCUUUUCACAAGGCGAUCCCACGGGCUACGGCUUCCACGGCGAUUUCCAGAACGGAUGGGAUAUGGAGGUGCUCGCCAAUGCAACGAUAGAUUGCUUGGCCACCGACAACUUUGGUCAGAUCUCUGCAUGCCCAAUCCUGCAAAAAUCGCAGACGAAUGGAUACUCCUACAACUGCCCUGAACGACCACCACAGAUCGGUGAAGUGGUGACUGGUCUUCUUGACAAACUCCCCGGAUGUAUCAAUAUCACGUAUGGCCCAGAGAUGGCCCCCGCUGCGUCGAUGAACUGCCCGCCAAGCGCUCCCAAACCAUCCGUGACCGCCACAAUGGACUCGUCGCCUUUGCCGACCAACACUGUUGCGCCGGGGAGCAGCUAUGGCUUGGACUCUUUCCAGAAGUAUGUAGGCUGCUACAACGACAGCGCAGGCGGCAUUCGAGCUCUGAACUCGAUCUUCACGUCCAACUACAGCGCGAUGACUGUAGAAUACUGCCAAUCUUGGUGCGAGGAGAGAGGCUACCGUCUCAGUGGAGUCGAAUAUGCUCAAGAAUGUCACUGCGACAAUGCUAUCAAUCCAACGUCUAUCGGCGGAUCGGACCAAUGUUCCUGGAACUGUGGUGGUACCAUGGUCCUAGGCGGCGCACAAGACAUCUGUGGUGGUCUCGACUACAUCAGCAUCUACAACAACACCGACCCAGACUUCGUUGCCUUCGGCAGCAACGAGAACAGCGCUGGGAAUCUAUCCCCUCCGAGAGAACUCUCCCCGUUCGCAGACAACUAUCUCGGCUGCGCAACAGACAACUACAACGGCGGCGGUCGCGCCCUGACAGGCCCCAACGUGGACUGGUUCAACAUGACCACGCAAGUCUGCGCCGACUACUGCGCCAGCCAAAGCAUCUCCGGGUACCAAUACUACGGCCUCGAAUUCCGCACGCAGUGCUGGUGCGGCAACACCAUCGCCGGCAACAACUUCAUCACCGACGCCACCACCACGCCCAGCAACUCCACCUGCAACACGCGCUGCACCGCCGCCGGCGACCAACUCUGUGGCGGCCCCAACGCCAUCUCCCUCUACAAGAACACCGCCUACCGCCCGCCCCGCAUCAAGCCCUCCGUCGGCAAGUACGUCACGAAGGGUUGCCUCACGGACCCCAACAAUGGCAACGGCCGCGCAUUGCAAGGCACCGCCAUGACGAACAAGACGCUCUCGGCCGACUCCUGCGUGAAGUUCUGCUUGGGGAAUCGCUUCCACUAUGCCGGGAUGGAAUAUGGACGGGAAUGUUACUGCGGUAACGAUAUUGCUUACGAGAGUGGGUCGCAGGUCGUGGAGUGUGAUACGACGAGGAUGACGCUUUGCGAGGGGAAUCUGUUGCAGUAUUGUGGUGGGGGAAGUUUGUUGAGUUUGUAUUAUUCGGCGACGCUUUAA